UCACUUGGUUAGAGACGCAUAGAUACAUUUCUUGAUCUAUCUGUCUCCUUCUCUAUUACGCCUCCACAUUUUCAACUAGCCAUUCUCUCUCUAAAAACCAACCCACAUCUCACUCAUUCCAUUGCCUCAAGAUUGAGACCAGCCAGGAUACAGAGAGGAGCUAGACUUGGCUGGCAAAGCUAUUGAAAACAAUAUUAAAGCAACAGCAACCCAGCACCACUUUUUUCAUCCUUUUUUUUUUCGUAGUCGUUUAGGGAAAUUUUUAUAUUUAUAAAAGAAGCAGCUCUGUUUAUCAGUUGAUGUUUUCUCCAUUUCUGGGUUUUGAGAUUGGGAUGCAAAGGUGGAGUCUUUUUGGCGAGCUGACCCAGCGGAGGGCUCAGUUCUGAGUUGGGUUUUCUCGAUCUGAGAAGAGUGCUGGGUUUGUUUUGAUUUGGAGAGUUAGCUGAGCCAGUCAUGAAUACUGGGGGUCGACUUAUUGCUGGGUCUCACAAUAGGAAUGAGUUUGUACUCAUAAAUGCUGAUGAGAAUGGAAGAAUAAAGUCUGUGCAGGAGUUGAGCGGGCAAGUGUGUCAGAUAUGUGGGGAUGAGAUUGAGAUCACUGUGGAUGGAGAGCCAUUUGUUGCCUGCAAUGAAUGUGCUUUCCCAGUGUGCAGGCCUUGCUAUGAGUAUGAGAGAAGGGAGGGAAAUCAAGCCUGUCCUCAGUGCAAAACCAGAUACAAGCGCAUCAAGGGUAGUCCUAGGGUUGAUGGUGAUGAGGAAGAAGAUGACAUUGAUGACUUGGAGCAUGAGUUUGAUUAUGGGAACUUUGAUGGCUUGGGUCCAGAACAAGUUGCAGAAGCAAUGCUCUCUUCACGACUUAAUACUGGGCAUGCUUCUCAUUCUAAUGUAUCUGGAAUUCCCACACACUCAGAACUUGAUUCUUCUCCCCUUAGCUCUAAAAUUCCUCUUUUGACGUAUGGCGAGGAGGAUGCUGAAAUUUCUUCUGAUCGACAUGCUCUUAUUGUUCCCCCAUAUAUGGGCCAUGGAAACAGAGUUCACCCAAUGCCUUAUUCUGAUCCGUCUAUUCCCUUGCAACCUAGACCUAUGGUUCCUAAGAAAGACAUUGCUGUAUAUGGGUAUGGGAGUGUGGCCUGGAAAGAUAGAAUGGAAGACUGGAAGAAAAGGCAGAGUGACAAACUUCAGGUGGUCAAGCAUGGAGGUGGAAAUGAUGGUGGAAACUUUGAUGGAGAUGAAUUGGAUGAUCCUGAUUUGCCCAUGAUGGAUGAGGGCAGACAGCCACUUUCAAGGAAGUUACCCAUACCAUCUAGCAAGAUAAGCCCAUACAGAUUGAUAAUAAUUCUCCGUCUCGUAAUUGUGGGCUUGUUUUUUCACUAUAGAAUUCUCCACCCAGUCAAUGAUGCCUAUGGUUUGUGGUUGACAUCGGUAAUAUGUGAAAUAUGGUUUGCAGCAUCAUGGAUUCUUGAUCAGUUUCCAAAAUGGUAUCCUAUAGAACGAGAAACAUACCUUGAUCGUCUGUCACUAAGGUAUGAAAAAGAAGGAAAACCAUCUGAGUUGGCUAGUGUAGAUAUUUUCGUAAGUACCGUUGAUCCAAUGAAAGAGCCUCCACUGAUCACUGCAAACACUGUUCUCUCGAUUCUUGCGGUUGAUUAUCCUGUGGAUAAGGUGGCAUGCUAUGUAUCGGAUGAUGGAGCUGCCAUGCUUACAUUUGAGGCACUUUCAGAGACGUCAGAAUUUGCCAGGAAAUGGGUUCCUUUCUGUAAGAAAUUUAAUAUUGAGCCCCGAGCCCCUGAGUGGUAUUUUUCCCAGAAGAUUGACUAUUUAAAAAAUAAAGUCCACCCAUCUUUUGUGAGGGAACGGCGUGCUAUGAAGAGGGAAUAUGAAGAAUUCAAAGUUCGGAUAAAUGGAUUGGUUGCAACAGCUCAAAAAGUCCCUGAAGAUGGUUGGACAAUGCAGGAUGGUACUGCAUGGCCUGGAAACAAUGUACGAGAUCAUCCUGGCAUGAUUCAGGUCUUCCUUGGCCAUAGUGGUGUCCGUGAUGUGGAAGGGAAUGAGUUACCUCGUUUGGUUUAUGUUUCUCGUGAGAAGAGACCAGGGUUUGAACACCAUAAAAAGGCUGGGGCUAUGAAUGCUCUCGUUCGGGUGUCUGCAGUUCUAUCAAAUGCUCCUUAUCUUUUGAAUGUUGAUUGCGAUCAUUAUAUUAACAAUAGCAAAGCUCUUAGGGAAGCUAUGUGUUUCAUGAUGGAUCCAACAUCAGGGAAGAAAGUUUGCUAUGUGCAAUUUCCUCAAAGAUUUGACGGUAUUGAUCGUCAUGAUAGAUACUCAAAUCGGAAUGUUGUAUUCUUCGAUAUCAAUAUGAAAGGAUUAGAUGGUUUGCAAGGUCCCAUAUACGUUGGAACAGGGUGUGUUUUCAGAAGGCAAGCACUUUAUGGUUACGAUGCACCUGUCAAGAAGAAGCCCCCUGGCAAGACCUGCAACUGUUGGCCAAAAUGGUGCUGCGUUUGCUGUGGAUCUAGGAAGAACAAGAAAUCAAAGCCAAAGAAAGAGAAGAAAAAGAAGUCAAAGAACAGGGAAGCAUCAAAGCAGAUACAUGCCCUUGAAAAUAUUGAAGAAGGAAUUGAAGAUCCAAAUAUUGAAAAGUCUUCAGAAACAUCCCAAGUGAAAUUGGAGAAAAAGUUUGGACAGUCUCCGGUAUUUGUGGCUUCCACUAUUUUGGAGAAUGGCGGAGUUCCUCACGAUGCCAGUCCUGCAUCAUUGUUAAGAGAAGCCAUCCAAGUUAUCAGCUGUGGUUAUGAAGAUAAAACAGAAUGGGGAAAGGAAAUUGGCUGGAUAUAUGGCUCUGUGACUGAGGAUAUCCUGACAGGAUUCAAAAUGCACAGCCAUGGAUGGCGAUCUGUGUAUUGCAUACCUAAGCGGCCUGCAUUUAAGGGGUCAGCUCCUAUUAAUCUGUCGGAUCGUCUGCACCAGGUUCUUCGGUGGGCCCUUGGCUCUGUUGAAAUUUUCUUCAGUAGACAUUGUCCAAUCUGGUAUGGCUAUGGGGGUGGAUUGAAAUGGCUGGAACGAUUUUCCUACAUAAAUUCAGUUGUAUAUCCUUUGACAUCCAUCCCCUUGCUUGUUUAUUGUACACUACCGGCUAUCUGCCUUCUGACUGGGAAAUUCAUUGUUCCUGAGAUUAGCAACUAUGCCGGUAUCAUAUUCAUUGCACUCUUCAUAUCUAUAGCUGCAACCGGUAUCCUUGAGAUGCAAUGGGGUGGUGUCGGGAUAGAUGACUGGUGGAGAAAUGAGCAGUUCUGGGUAAUUGGAGGUGUUUCAUCACAUCUCUUUGCUUUGUUCCAGGGUUUGCUCAAGGUGUUGGCUGGUGUCAACACAAACUUUACUGUUACUUCUAAAGGAGGUGAUGAUGGGGAUUUUUCAGAGCUUUACCUCUUCAAAUGGACAUCAUUGUUAAUCCCUCCCACAACUUUGUUAAUCAUAAACAUUGUUGGAGUUGUGGUUGGGAUCUCAGAUGCUAUCAACAAUGGCUACGAUUCAUGGGGUCCUCUGUUCGGCAGGCUAUUUUUUGCCUUAUGGGUCAUUAUCCAUCUCUACCCCUUCCUCAAGGGUCUGCUUGGGAAACAAGAUCGUAUGCCCACCAUUAUUUUGGUAUGGUCAAUUCUGUUGGCUUCAAUCUUAACUCUUUUGUGGGUCCGAAUAAACCCAUUCGUGUCGAGAGACGGUCCUGUGUUGGAACUUUGUGGGUUGAAUUGUGACUAGGAUGAUGAAUAAAAGCCUGAAAAGUAGGUGUUUUCAGUGGAGAGAUAGGAAAAUGGUUCUGGAGUCGCCCCCGGGAAGUCAUCGGAUAAGCUGGGUGUGACAAAUGUGCAAUGUUUUAUUGUUAUGACCAAUUAAGAUGAAAUUUUUGUGGGAAGAAAGAAAGUUGUAAUUUGGGGGUGUAGAUACUGUGGGUUGGGGAUGACACAUUAUUUUUUUACAGGUUUUUUUUUAUUAAUUCUUUUAUUAAAUUGCUGUCUUUUCUGUUCAUGUGAGUUUUAUGUAUUUCUAAGAGAGCAUGGAAUCAUAAAUUAUUCCCUUGUCAAUGUGGGGAUUAAUGUUAAGUGUCUGAGACAACUUUUCACGUUCUUCUGUUGGUUAUUCAUGUGGACAUCUAUGUAACCUUAUUUGGAGCUGCAAUUUUUAUCUCCUCUCUUAGGAAUAAUAUGCCUCUUCUUUGUUUC
This is a messenger RNA of Manihot esculenta (cassava), 4211 nucleotides long. Its product is annotated as cellulose synthase A catalytic subunit 2 [UDP-forming]. Gene Ontology annotation, biological process: cellulose biosynthetic process; plant-type primary cell wall biogenesis. The coding region runs from base 454 to 3750 and encodes 1098 amino acids. The transcript has 14 exons. Gene Ontology annotation, molecular function: cellulose synthase (UDP-forming) activity. Lineage: Eukaryota; Viridiplantae; Streptophyta; Magnoliopsida; Malpighiales; Euphorbiaceae. Gene Ontology annotation, cellular component: trans-Golgi network; plasma membrane. The record is from RefSeq and is a predicted model, not a curated record.